AUGUCUUGUAAAAAGGAUAAUCGAAUGGAUAAGCUAUAAACGAGACUAAAGGAGCUUGAGGAAGAGAACAGAGUAUUGAAACAAGAAUAAAAUCAAUUAAUAUCUACUUUAUUAAAAUAAUUGAGUGAAUUAUAAGAAUAAAAUAGGGAAAUCUUAUAAAACAAUAAGAAUAAUGGAACUAUCUUAAAUGAAUUAAAUAAAAUUUGUGGAACCAAUCAAACUAAUAUAGAUUUAUUGUUUUUAGAUCUUAAUCAUAAAAUUUAAGAUUACAAAUAACAAUUAGCAUUACUAGAAAGAACUUGUAAAUAGUAUGAAGAAAUAGUAGUACAUUAAAAUAAAUUGAAAGAAAGAACUUUAAAGAGUGUUUCAUCUUAGAAUAUUGUGUAUUAUAGUAAAAAGUAAAGUAUGGAGUCUUUGGAUUGUCAUAUAAAAUUAGAAUCCUAACUAUUAGAUGAAGAAUAAUCAUUGUUGGAAUUGUUAGAGAUUCCAUAAGCUAAUAAAUUGUGUUUAAAAAUUGACUAAUUAGGUCAGUAGAUAAUAGAGAAACUAAGGGAUUAUAGCUAAAAACGGGAUAGUAGACAUAAGUUGGUGGAGUAACUAAUACCUCUAAAAUAAGCACUGUUACUAUGA
This is a messenger RNA of Paramecium primaurelia, 630 nucleotides long. The record is from the annotation of a GenBank genome assembly. NCBI's taxonomy places the organism in Eukaryota, Ciliophora, Oligohymenophorea, Peniculida, Parameciidae.